Messenger RNA from Erigeron canadensis, 2085 nucleotides. RefSeq names its product cation/H(+) antiporter 14-like. The coding region runs from base 1 to 2085 and encodes 694 amino acids. Gene Ontology annotation, biological process: regulation of pH; proton transmembrane transport. Gene Ontology annotation, cellular component: membrane; endomembrane system. The transcript is spliced from 2 exons. Lineage: Eukaryota; Viridiplantae; Streptophyta; Magnoliopsida; Asterales; Asteraceae. Gene Ontology annotation, molecular function: antiporter activity. The record is from RefSeq and is a predicted model, not a curated record.
AUGGUUCUUGACACGGUGGCCAACUUUGGGUACUUGUUACACAUUUUCGUCGUUGGGGUUCAAAUUGACACAACUAUUUUAAAAAGUGUGCAUAGGCACAUGGUGCUCAUGGGUUGCAUGUCCUUUAUGCUACCUUAUGCAGUUUGCUUGUUGUGCUUAAUGCCUUUGUCUAAUAUAGUCGAGAUGGAUGAGAUUACGUUCCAUACUCUGCCUUUCGUUGCUGCUUUAACUUCAAUGACAACAUUUCCGGCGGUCACCAGCACUCUGUCAGACUUAAACUUGUUGAAUUCAGAUCUUGGCAGAUUAUGUUGCAGCACGGCUUUGGUUACUGAUGUCUUCAGUUACGUUAUUGCUUUAGCGUUGAAUACUAUUGGUGUAGCUUUAGAAAGACAAGAGUGGAAGCCGUUGAAGAAUGUUUUAUAUAUCAUUUGUUUUUUGAUAUCCAUGGUUUACGUACUUCGCCCAUUUGUGUUGUGGAUGGCCAAAAGGGUUCCUGAAGGUCAACAGAUAAAGGAAAGUCAAUUUGUUGCAGUGCUUGCAGCAGUAUUAGUUUGUGGGUUUUUAUCCGAAUGCUUAGGACAAAAUGCUUCUUUCGGUGGUUUCACAAUGGGCAUAUGUGUGCCUGAUGGGCCACCUUUUGGUUUGGCUUUGGUGAACCGAAUAGACUGGAUGGCUUCUAACAUUUUGGUUCCUGCCAAAUUUGCAAUCAGUGCAUUCAAAGUGAAUUUGAAGUCACUUGGAGGUGAUCAUGUGUUUGCUGCUUUGAUCACUGAGGCUAUCAUUAUUUUAGCAUACUUGGCUAAGUUCACAUGUAACUUUCUUUUAGCCAUGUAUUUCAGUGUGCCGCUACAGGAUGCAUUUCAUUUUGCUAUGAUUAUGUGCACCAAAGGCAUUAUUGACGUCUCUACCUUUUCCCUUAUACGAGCUAACGAGGUGGUAACGGAUCAAGCAUACUCGCUACUCAUACUGAACAUGCUAUUAGUAACAGGAUGUACAAGGUUUCUUCUAUGGCAUUUCUAUGAUCCAUCAACAAGAUACAAAGCAUACAAGCGAAACAGCAUCUUAGAAUGUGAACCAGGCGAUUUCCUCAGAAUGGUGGUUUGCAUUCACAAUGAAGACAAUGUCCCAUCCAUCAUAAACCUUUUGGAAGCGUCAAAUCCCACAACACAUCAACGUAUUGAAGUUAUCACAAUGAACUUAGAACAGCUUGAAGGUCGAUCAUCUGCUAUUUUAAUACCGAGUUCAGAAGUUGAAAAGAUCCCUUCAGCCCAAAGUCGAGUGUUACAGACUGGGAAUGCUUUCAAAUACUUCAUGGAACGUAAUUACAAUUCCGUUUUGGUUGAACACUUCGUUGCCAUGGCACCAUAUCGAACCAUGCAUGAAGACAUCUUCACUAUUGCUAUUAACAAAUGUGCUAAUAUUGUUAUUGUCCCGUUUCACAAGCGUUGGGCUAUUGAUGGAAGUAUCGAUGCCACAUUUCCUGGAAUUAGAUCAGUCAACUUAAAAAUCAUGGAGAAAACCCCUUGUUCUAUUGGUAUACUUGUUGACAGGGGACAAAUUGGAGGACCUCAAUCCGUGUUAACUGGGCGAACCAAGGUGUUCCAUAUAACCCAACUUUUUCUUGGAGGUGCAGACGAUAGAGAGGCACUUGCAUACAGUUGUAGGAUGGCACAACACUAUCACACGAGUCUAUUACUAGUUUUACUAAGGCCAAAGCACACAGACGUUGAGCUGACACCCAAACUGCAUGAUAAAAGAUUGGAUAAAGAGAUGAUUGAUCGAUUUAGGAUGGAAUGCAAGGGACGAGAUGUUUACAUUCAAGAAGAGGUGGCAAAAGAUGCAUUAGAAACGAUACAGUUAGUAAGGGCCAUGGAUAAAAACUGUGAUUUGUUUAUAGUUGGUCGCGAACAUGGUUAUGCUUAUUCUCAGUUAACGUAUGGACUAUCAGAAUGCGCACAAUGCCCUGAGUUAGGGGGGAUUGGUGACUUGUUAGCUACAGCAGAGUUUAGUUUUUCUGUUCUAGUUGUGCAACAGCAGCCCAUGGAAAGAGUUGAAUUAGACGAUUCACAGUUUGGAUGGAAAUGA